Molecule: messenger RNA, 1296 nt
Organism: Heterobasidion irregulare TC 32-1
Lineage: Eukaryota; Fungi; Basidiomycota; Agaricomycetes; Russulales; Bondarzewiaceae
Gene: AGT1
Product: putative aminotransferase class V
Exons: 14
Coding region: 60-1226 (388 amino acids)
Cellular component (GO): peroxisome
Molecular function (GO): L-serine:pyruvate transaminase activity; L-alanine:glyoxylate transaminase activity
Source: RefSeq, a predicted model, not a curated record
CGCAUACCAACAACCCUCCAUUUACCCCCAGCGCGUUCAAUCUCUUCUCAAAACGCACCAUGUCAGCACAAAGCUUCCACCAGGCCCCGCACAAGCUGCUAUUAAUCCCUGGCCCCGUCGAAGUUACGGAUGAGGUCCUCUUCGCAAACGCCCACCCCUCCGUCUCCCAUAUGUCCGCGGAAUUCGUGUCCGCCUUUGGUGACAGCUUACGCAUGACAAGGGAGGUCGUCUACUCCAAGGAUGCACAGCCAUUCCUCAUCUCAGGAUCGGGAACCUUGGGCUGGGACCAGGUUUCUUCGAAUCUCGUGGAGGCUGGUGAGAAUGCUCUAGUGCUCAACACGGGCUACUUUGGCGAAAGCUUCGCUGAUUGCCUCCGAACAUAUGGCGCCAAUGUCGAUCAAAUUAAGGCCGAAUUAGGUACCACUGUCAGCCUCAAAGAGGUCGAAAAGGCGUUGCAGGCCAAGAAGUAUAAGAUUGUCACGAUUACCCACGUAGACACAUCGACAGCUGUUCUGUCGAAUCCGAAGGCGGUUGCUGAGGUUGUGAGGAGAGUGUCACCAGAUACGCUCGUGAUUUUGGAUGCUGUUUGCGCCGUGGCGAGCGAGGAGAUUCGCAUGGAUGACUGGAGCAUCGAUGUAGUCGUAUCUGCCAGCCAGAAAGGCCUUGGUGCACCCCCCGGUCUCAGCGUCGUCGUUGCCAGCCAGAAAGCACUGCAGGUAGCUGCAGCGCGAUCGACACCUGUCUCUUCGUACUAUGCGAGCUGGAAGAGAUGGCUUCCCAUCAUGACAGCGUACGAGAAAGGAUCAGCCGCCUACUUCGCCACCCCCCCAGUCAACCUCAUCUUUGCGUUCAACCAAUCCCUGACACAGAUCGUCAAGGGUUCGUCAUCCCUCGAGGAGCGCUUCAAGCUCCACGCGGACGCUAGCAAUCGCCUCAAGGCGGCGGCUAAAGAGCUCGGUCUGAAGCAACUCGCUGCUGACCCCUCAAUAGCUGCGAAUGGUAUGACAGCGCUGUGGUGUCCUCCGGGCGUGAAGUCAUCAGAGCUACUACCCCUCUUCCUCAAGAAGGGUGUCGUUAUUGCAGGUGGCCUAGGCGCGGAAAAAGAUAACUACUUCCGCAUAGGCCAUAUGGGCACCACGGUCGCGAACGCGGAGCGUGGCGACGUCGAACGCAUCAUCGCGGUGCUGAAGGAGGUGAUCGCAGAGGCAACAAGUAAGAGUGCAUGACGAGGAACCGAUCGUUCCGGGACAAUGUGUCUGCAGCGUGUAUAAUCAAAUUCUGAUCGCUCAUUCCUUC